Xenopus laevis (African clawed frog) is the source of this 4747-nucleotide messenger RNA. RefSeq names its product cat eye syndrome critical region protein 2 (gene cecr2.S). NCBI's taxonomy places the organism in Eukaryota, Metazoa, Chordata, Amphibia, Anura, Pipidae. The coding region runs from base 99 to 3791 and encodes 1230 amino acids. The transcript has 19 exons. The record is from RefSeq and is a predicted model, not a curated record. Gene Ontology annotation, biological process: chromatin remodeling; single fertilization. Gene Ontology annotation, cellular component: CERF complex.
GCCCCUCCCCCCACUCCAUCUGCUCUCAGCCCGGCCGGGGGAUCACAUUGUAUUACCCGGAGCUCCCCGCACGCUGUAACCGGGCUCCUGCCCUCGGGAUGCCCCCGGAUGGGUCUCUGCUGCUGGGGGAGCUCCGCUCCUGUUGGCAAGUCCCGGCCAUUGCGCAUUUCUGCUCCUUGUUCCGCACCGCCUUCCAACUGCCCGACUUCGAGAUAGAGGAGCUGGAGGAGGCCUUGCAUGGGAAUGACGUGGAAUUUCUCAGUGAAUUGGUGGCCUGUCUCCUGCAGGGCUGUUAUCAGCGCCGUGACAUCACUUCGCAGACGUUCCACGUGUACCUGGAGGACAUUAUCAGCUACCGAUGGGAGAUGGAAGAAGGGAAACCCAACCCCCUUAGGGGAACCACCUUUCACCAGUUGGAGCUGCGCCCCAGGCUGGAGAUCCUCCACCGGCUCUGCGACUACCGACUGGACGCCGACGAUGUGUUUGACCUGCUGAAGGGUUUGGAUGGAGACAGCCUGCGUGUGGAGCCUCUUGGGGAAGAUUCCUCUGGGAAUUUAUACUGGUAUUUCUAUGGAACCCGGCUAUAUAAGGAGGAGCCUUCCUGGGAGAAGAGACAGCGCCUUCUGGAGCAGACAGUCAAGAUCCAAGAGAAGCCUGUAAGGAAGAGGGGUCGCCCACCCAAGAAGAAGAAGUCGGCUGAAGAGCCUGUGGUCAGUGAGAAAACGGACCCCAAGUCCCCAGUUCUGGAUGAAAUAUCAGGAGAGAAGAAAGACUCCUCCCCCGGCGAGGGCUCCUGGUCUCUCCUGUGCCAGACGGAGCAGGAAUGGAGGGAAGUCGCCGACAGCUUCAGGGAUAAGGUGUCCCAUAAUGAGCGUCAGCUCUACAAGCUCCUGAGCGAGGAAUUCCUUCCGGAAAUCUGUAACAUGAUCUCCCAGAAGGAAACAAAGAUCCAAAAGGAACAAGCUGAGUUUGCAUCCAAGAGAUUAUCUGAACGCUCUGGGCUCCAUUUUCCUGAGCAGGAUCACAAUCUUUUGGGAGGUCAUGAGACAGAUGAGGAGAGGCGCCUCCUGCUGGUUGUGCAGAGGAAGGAAGAAGAACUCUUACUGAAGGAGGAGAGGGAGAGAGCUUUGGAAGAGAGGGUGAAGUCUGUGGAAGAUCGCGCCCAGAGGAGGAAGUUGAGGGAAGAACGGGCUUGGCUUCUGUCCCAGGGCAAAGAGCUCCCACCAGAACUCCGGCACCUGGAACCCAGGUCCCCUAUGGGAAUGGACUGCCGAUCUGGAGACCUAUUUGGCUUUGAGCUGGAUGAUCAUUACACAGGAAUGUAUAAAGUUCUGGACACGGUGAAAGCUCACAAGGAUUCGUGGCCGUUUCUUGAACCAGUCGAUGAAUCCUACGCCCCAGAUUACUACAACAUCAUUACGUGCCCAAUGGAUCUAUCCAGGGUGGAGCAGAGACUCUGUUCCGGGUACUAUCUCACCAAGGAGCAGUUUGUUAAUGACAUGAAAACCAUAUUCAGGAACUGUGCAAAGUACAACGGCCAGGACAGUGAAUACACCGAGAUGGCAGAAAACCUGGAGCGCUGCUUUAAGAAGGCCAUGCUCAAGCACCUUCCAGAGGACGAGGGGGAUUCCGACGGAGACAUUUGGAUUCAGGUGGAAGAGAAGGAGAGGCCUACAAAGAGGAAGAGCCUAGGAAGGCGCUCGAAGGCAGGGGGCUGGCGGAAAAGCAGAGAGGAUAGUGGGAGGAAAAGGCAAUCGAGUGAAAGCAGCAGAGCCAGUCCUUCCACUCCGAGACCAGAGGAGAGUGAGAGACAUUAUGAUCCUCCUGCUAUGACAUCAUCAUACCCUCACCAGCUGCACUAUGGGGGCAUGCCCCGGCAAUCCCUCCAUCCAAGGGACAUGCCGUCAGCCCCAGGGAUGCACGCGCCUCUGAGAAAUUCGGAGCCUGGCCUCAGUUACAGAGCACUUAGAUUUCCAGAACCGCAACUUGGAGAUCCUGUACGGCAAAUCCAAAGCUACAGAACUCCGGCCUCCCCUGACGUUCCUGAAGCAUCGGACAGUAACCCAGCUAAUUUCAGACAUUCCCGAGGUCCCCACAUCCCACCCAGAAUGAGCACCCCUUCACAGGAGGGUGGGCAUCUGUACCCCCAAGCACAAUACCCCAUGGGAUACAUGCCCCAAAUGAGACCCGCUCUUCCAGAUGGUAGAACUCAAGGCCCUGGCUCUGCCCCAAUUAAUUUCGGGCAGCCAUCUCCUGCUUGGAAUGGAAAUUGUCCUCCAAGGCCCCAACACUUCGCUCCACCUAUGGACCCUCGCAUGGUGAGACCACCGGACUCCAUGUACAAUGGGAGGAAUACAUUUGUCUCAGCUGGAAACUCCAUGAUGGACAGUCCGGAGAUGGUAGCCAUGCAAAGACUUUCAUCCCUUGCUGGUCCUCCAAGCUCUCCCUACCCCUCACCCUUUCCCCCCACUGGAACAACAAAUGGGGCAGAUAUGGGCCAACCCCCUGCCAUGGAUAGAAUGCAUACGUCUGCUCCAGGAGAGAAAGGUGCAGAUCCCAAACCCGAGGCUCCUCCCACGCAAGCCCUUCAGACGAAUGGGGAUGUUGGUUAUUCGCCUAUGUGCCGAGUCCCCCCUGAAAGCCAAGGGAAUCCAGACAGUGGCACCUCCAGAGAUCAGGAAAAGCAAUGGGGUCCUACAGAUGCCACCCAGGAUGUUCCAACUGCAGCCAACCCAGCACACCACCAGGGCCCAAAUAAUGUUGUGGAGAACAGGAAUGUGGUGGAAGGGACAGCAGAAGUUGGGCAAUCCAAGGAAACGAUGGAGAAGACCCCUAAGACUGAGCCUUUAACAGCCCCUCGGAAGGAUGUGGUUCACCCCCAACCAGGGGCAGAAACUGGCAGUAGUUUGUCCUCCUUGUUAUCCAUUGGGGGCAUUAAACCAGGUCCCUCCCAUAAUCCUGGGGCUGUUAGACCUCCUGGGGCAUAUCCUCCACAUUUUCCAUCUCAGAGAUUUGGUAAUGGACAUCCUCAAAUUGCCCCAGGGUCAUUUCCCAGAUACCCCCACCAGGACCCACCUUAUCCUUAUCAACAGCACCCGCAGCAAGCACCCUAUCAGCCUUAUCAGCGCCCUCCCUAUUACCCUCAGGAAUAUCCACGCUGGCCCCAGCCUCCUCAGCAGAGAGGUACCUAUCCUCACCCAGGUGCCCCCCCAAAUAUGCAGGGAAUGGGGGAACUGAGGAGCUUAUUAAUGUCCCCAAUUCUGGAGGGAGGGCCCAAGGCAAUGGCAGGGGAAGCAAAAGUGCAGGCAGAGGAGGAAGGACAAACGACUGGUGUAGGACAGACAGACCGGCCUGAGAGCCCCAAACAAUUCCUGGACUUGGACAGUCACAAGAGACAGUGCGGGAAUUUUGGGUAUGGAGGGCCACAGCCUUGGGGGAAUGGUAACUUCCGACCCCACCCUAACAUGAUGGCUCAGCCUCCCUAUCCACCUCAGCACCAUUACCGACCUCAAGGCUACCCCCAGCCCCCUGUGCAUCCCAUGCGGCCCCCUGGUCCAGGUGAGGCUAAUGGGCCCGCUGCUCUGCGGCCCGGCUACCAGAACCUGGAUCAUAGCAGAGGCCACUUUCAGGCUGUCAUGAUGGAGCAAAGUGGCAACCCUUUCCAGAAUAUGUACCGACCCCAGCGGAUGCCGUUCCAAAUGCAACCUCCAGCCUUCCCCAAAUCCACUGCACAAGGGGACAUGGUACAGAAACCCCCAUCUGUAUCACAGGAUCAGGCAACAUGUGAGUGAAUCUCAGGAACACCAGGGUCUCACUCCAGUAGAAGCCUCGGCUCAGUGCCGCUCCAUGAUCCUGUAGCCUUGGCUAUCCUGUGCCUUCAGGGACUCUCUUCCAAGUACCCUCCACCCUACGCGCCCGCUGCAGGACCUUUGCCGCCAUCUUACACUGUAAAUCGGAACAAGCCAGUCCUUCCCGAGGCGGCACAGAGGACAGGGCAUCUCAGGAAAUUUGAGUAGCGUCGUUCUUGCACCUACUCGUGUCUGUUUACACAUUUCAGUUUUGCUGCCUUUUUUUGGAUUUUGUUUUUUGUGUUAGUUUUAAUUAUUUUAUUUUCUGAUUUUGACGAAUGUAUUGUACAUAAUUUGCCCCCCAUCCCCUAACGUGUCUGAUCCGAUUUCCCUUGUGGACAAAGAAAUCAUUAAGGCUCCGAGUCCGGUUAGUUCCCCUUUAAAGUAGACCACACUGGAUAAAAUGUUGCCGUUUAUUUUGGGUUGUUUUCCCCCUUUAAAUUAACACAGAUUGCAUGGCCAGAAUAUGGUGCUUAUCCCUUUAAUGAGUCGGAUGAGUGCCCAUUGCUGUGAUGAGUUAAAUGCCCUAAUGUUAUUCGCUUGCUGAGGAUGAUGGGAAUUGUAGGCCAGAAAGAGACUGUUUUAUUUAUUGCUACAGCUGCUAUUGGCAUUUUAUAGUUCUACAAUCCAGUCCUGGUCCCUGUAUUGGAGUAAACACAAUGCUGAGAGUUGCAGUUCAUGGAUUCCUCUUAUUGAUAAGUUCUCUCCCUGCGUAUGGAACAUCCCUGCCUAUUUGCAAUUAAUGGACAAGUCAAGUCAAAUUAAUGUAAAACUGCUCUGCUGAGCACUUUUGCAGUUUGCAUUAAAGGAUAAGUAAAACUUUAAAAUAAGUGAAUGUAAAAUUGAUGAGAGUGCUAUUCUAAGCCCUUUUGUCAUUUACAUUCAUUAUUUAUUUUCUU